AUGGAAGAAGGAACCGUCCCAACACCCACCUCGGAGCCUCCUCCGCUCCCAUACUCGUUGCGCACCAGGAAAAAGUCGAUCGCCUUUUUCUGGACCAUCUUUGUGAUUGAUACCUUGGCUCAGCCCUUGAUUCUAUAUUGGUGUCUUUGGUAUCUCACGGAUCUAUCACACAACGUGGUCUUCUCGAUUGUCACCGCAUCACUUGGAGGAGUCUCGGUCUUCGAAUACUUUUACCGCCUACACAAUCUAUUCCGCAAAAACUCCAGGGCCCGACCCCUGAACUCUCGUGUAUCAUGGCUGGAUUUCUUUCAAAUCAACUUCACCAUUGUGUGGUUGAUUCUAGCGGUCGAAUUAGUCGUUGGAUCGGUUCCUGAAGAACCAUACGUGCGCCUCAUCGCCAUGGUCCUACCAACCGUCAUGUUCUACUUCGGCAUCGUCUACCUUUCUCUCGACAUUUUCCGUAUGAUGGGCUUCAAGGCCCCGUUCCGAAUUUCCUCCACGCCCAAAGGCUCCGUUAUGCCCACUGCAUUGUAUGCGCUUAUUGAAGACGUGGUGGCAGUCGACGGUGGUGGUGGGCAGAUAUAUCGAUAUGCUCUACGAACUCGAUACCUAUCGAGUCCUUAUUUCCGCCGUAUGCUCUUCGAGAUGAACUGUUUCUGGAGUGGAGGAUCCAUCAUAUUCGCCGCCGCCAUUACCGCAGUGGUCUUCACGGUUCAGGAAAAUGUUGCAUUCACGUUGGGCUGGACCCUUCCGUUUGCCUGGGCUAUUGUCUGGACCGUGAUCACAAUUCCCUGGGUCCAGAGUGACCUGCGUCGUGAGAAGAAGGCGUGGGCAGAAAACCGUGGACAAGGCGGCAUCCCGUGGGUUGACGAUAUCAGCGCACCCACUGCACGUACCCGUUUUGCGUCCGUUCAGGCCAACGUCUGGCCCUGGACUCGUGAUAAGCAGAGCCCCCCGGCGACGCCAUCUGAGCAGACCGAGAAAAUCCCCGAUGCCCCCAGUGGAGCCUCCAAUGGACCUCUUGGUAUCUCCAACGAUGCCUCCGGCAGUGCGCCUCAUGGUGCACCUCACGUAACUGAUGAAACUUAUGAUGGCGCAACCCUCGCGCCCAAUGCUGAACCAUCUACGGAGAAAUUAUCCGUGUAA
This is a messenger RNA of Penicillium coprophilum, 1146 nucleotides long. RefSeq lists its product as uncharacterized. NCBI's taxonomy places the organism in Eukaryota, Fungi, Ascomycota, Eurotiomycetes, Eurotiales, Aspergillaceae. The transcript is spliced from 6 exons. The coding region runs from base 1 to 1146 and encodes 381 amino acids. The record is from RefSeq and is a predicted model, not a curated record.